ACGCGUCCGGAGCGGCGGCGGCGAUACCGGCGACACCGGCGGCAGCGGCGGAGGAGGCACGGAGCGCCGGGAGGAACCGGGGAUGGAGGCGGUGCGGGUGAUGACAGAGACGGGGAAGAGGUGGGAGUGACCGAGCAGAGGAAGGAGAGAGACACAACAACACGAUCCCGGGCUGGAAGCGGCGAGCGCCGCGCCUUCUGGAGGAUCCUCGCCGCCCGGAGCGCGUCUGUCCGCGGCUUCAGGAGGAGGCAGUGCGGGCGGUGGUGGGAGACCAUCCAUGCUGAGCUCAGGGACAAUGGAGGAGUUCAUCACCGAAGAGGAGGAGCCGUGGUACGACCAGCAGGACCUGGAGCAGGACCUUCACCUGGCAGCGGAGCUGGGGAAGACUCUGUUGGAGAGGAACAAAGAGUUGGAGGACUCUCUGCAGCAGAUGUACAUCACUAAUGAAGAGCAAGUGCAAGAGAUCGAGUACUUGUCGAAGCAGCUGGACGUUCUCCGGGACAUGAACGAGCAGCAUGCCAAAGUGUACGAGCAGCUGGACAGCACAGCCAGAGACCUGGAACGCACCAACCACAUGCUGGUGACGGACAGCAAGACCUCGCAGCAAAAGAUCGAAGGGUUAACAGGAACCAUCGACACGCUGCAGAACCAGGUGGAGUCUCUGUCAGGACAGGUGGAGCAGCUCCGCUCCAUGGAGCAGCUCCGAGUCCGCAGGGAGAAGAGGGAGCGACGCAAGACCAUCCACUCCUUCCCCUGCCUGAGGGAGCUCUGCACUGCACCCAGGUAUGAGGACGAGUUCGUCGUGGGGAGGGCUGAGAGCCUUUCUGCGGUCAACAAGCGUCCGCCGUUCGAAGAGGAGAACCAGCACCUGAGGGAGGCGGUGUCGGCUCUGCGAGCGGCGGUCCGGACGGAGAGGGGUCGGAGGGAAGGCGUGGAGAGGGAGUGUAACCUGCUGGUGGCAGAGUUUUCCCGGCUCCAGACACGAGUGCAGGAUGCAGAGAGCUGCCAGGCGAGGGUCCGGGAGCUGGAGGUGGAGCUGCAGGAGCUGCAGCAGCUACGUCGAGCUCGGACUUUCCUCCUGAGCAGCGAAGAUGACGGCGUGGCCCUCACACAGACCGUCCUGAACAUCACGCCCGAGACCGACACCUUCCUCGAGGCGGAGCCCGCCGAGACGGGAGGCGGCGUCCGGGAGGAGACCGAGGGCGGGGGAGGCGUCGGAGGUGAGGCCCUACCUGAGUCCAGCCCGGUGAGGAAAAGCUGCAGCGACACGGCGCUCAACGCCAUCGUGGCCCGGGACGCGUCGGGCCGCAGGAGGGGCAGCUACGCCCUCCACGCCAACAGCGUGAGGAAGAGGGGCAUGUCCAUCCUCCGGGAGGUGGACGAGCAGUACCACGCCCUGCUGGAGAAGUACGAGGAGCUGCUGGGGAAGUGCAGGCGCCACGAGGAGAGCCUGUGUCACGCCGGCGUCCAGACGUCCCGACCUGUCUCGCGGGAUCCGUCCAUGAAAGACUGCGCAAUGGGUCCGACCCCGGCACCUCCCCCAACUCCCACCCAGUCGCCCUCCACUCCCGAAGCCAUCGAGAGCAUCAGCAAGCAGGUGGAGGCGGUGGACAAGCGGCUGGGGCAGAACACUCCCGAGUACAAGGCUCUUUUCAAGGAGAUCUUCUCUCGGAUCCAGAAGACCAAGAUGGACAUCAAAGCUACCAAAGCUGCUAAAUCUAGCAAGUCUGGGAAAUCCGGAAAAUCUAGUAAACACUAAAUUUACACUUAGGGGCUUUAGAUGAUGCUGAUGUUGGUAUUCUAGUGUUCGGUUCUUGAGUUAAUGAACAAAGGCCUAGUGCAAACAUUCAAGCACAGGGUGCUACUUAAAAAAAACUUAGUAAGAGUUCAGGAC
Salarias fasciatus (jewelled blenny) is the source of this 1894-nucleotide messenger RNA. RefSeq names its product cerebellar degeneration-related protein 2-like. Bases 278 to 1759 code for a protein of 493 amino acids. The record is from RefSeq and is a predicted model, not a curated record. Lineage: Eukaryota; Metazoa; Chordata; Actinopteri; Blenniiformes; Blenniidae. The transcript has 6 exons.